AAAUUUGACUUUAUAUUUGAUGGCAGAGGCUCUUAGAGAGAGUAAAAGAGAAAUGGCGAAUGCCACCAGAGGCAUUGAGAAGGAGAUUACAGCCUUACAGAUGGAAGAAAGGCAUCUAGUUGCAGAGAUAAAGAGAACUGCAAAAACAUCAAAUGAGGCUGCAACUAAAAUUUUAGCACGCCAAUUAGUCAGGCUUAGACAACAAAUAGCAAAGUUACAAGGUAGCCGAGCUCAAGUAAGAGGCAUAGCUACUCAAACGCAGGCAAUGUCUGCUCAAUCAUCUGUAUCUGCUGGCAUGAAAGGAGCAACUAAAGCAAUGGCAGCAAUGAACAAGCAAAUGGAACCGGCUAAGCAGACAAAAGCAAUAAGGGAAUUCCAGAAGCAAUCGGCACAGAUGGAAAUGACUACAGAAAUGAUGUCAGAUGCCAUAGAUGAUGUCCUGGAUAAUGACGAGGCUGAAGAUGAAACUGAAGAGCUGACAAAUCAGGUGCUAGAUGAAAUUGGUGUUGAUGUUGCUUCACAGUUAUCAUCUGCUCCAAAAGGGAAAAUUGCUGGGAAGAAGACUGAGAAUGUUGUUAGCAGUUCAAACAUUGAUGAUCUAGAGAAGCGGUUUGCAGCCUUGAGGAAUCCUUAAAUCAAAAGUUUGCCUGCUGAGCCACUAAAGUUCGGCUAUAUUUAUUUUUGACUCGUCUAAUCUUUUGAUUUCAAUUUCGUGCAAACGAUAAGUUAUAUGAUCUCCGAUUGACUAUCUAUCAUGUGUAGUAAAUAUUGUGCGAAUGUUUGCCCUAGAGUGUAUUAUUAUCCGAAGAUUCAGUCA
Molecule: messenger RNA, 817 nt
Organism: Impatiens glandulifera
Lineage: Eukaryota; Viridiplantae; Streptophyta; Magnoliopsida; Ericales; Balsaminaceae
Product: vacuolar protein sorting-associated protein 2 homolog 3-like
Exons: 10
Coding region: 20-634 (204 amino acids)
Biological process (GO): protein transport; late endosome to vacuole transport; endosome transport via multivesicular body sorting pathway
Cellular component (GO): ESCRT III complex; multivesicular body
Source: RefSeq, a predicted model, not a curated record